AUGCCUUCAUUAUUUGAAAUAAUUCAAUUUCUUUACAUUUUCCAAAUUCUUCUUUCCGUAAUCACCAUUUCUCUUAAUAGUGCUUUGACUAUAAUUACAUCCAAUUCUGGUUCUACCAAUUUAUCAUCUGAUGUCUAUGCAACAUUUGUAUUUUCAUCAAUUUCUUUAUUGGUAGCCAUAACUCUUUCCAUACCAUCAAUUGUUCGUAAAUUCAAUUACACCUUUUACGUUUUGAUCAUCAAAAUUAUCUUAACCAUUUUAUGGUUUAUUAUCUCAAUCAUAAUUAUCGCAAAAUCCAAUAAUGAAUCAGUUUUAGAUCCCAAUUUUGUUCAAGAUAUAAAUCUUGGAUGUGCAAUUGGAGUUUUUAUUUGGAUAAAUUUCGUAACUUGGUCAAUUUCUACAAUUUUACAUUUUAAAAUACGAUCUCGAGAAUGUUAUAACAAAAGAGAUAUUAACAAAAAAAUUAUUAUACAUAGUACCAAUUAUAGUCGUAAUAGUUUUUAUUAUGAUCAAGAUGCAAAAGUUUUAACAACACCUAAAAUCAUUAAAGAAAUUGAUGAAAUGAUUAAAAAUCCUGAAACAAUUCAACAAUCUAAUCAAAAUUCGAUAACAUCAGAAAAACAACCUAUUGUUGAAUGGGAUUAUUCACUUUCAAAUACGAAUACUACUACUUACACUUUGGUAAAUACGUCAAGUACUGAACGAUCAUUUGUUCCUGCACCACAAGUAGCAUUAACGAAUGAUUAUUAUUCUUCAUCUGCAAAUGAAUCUGACAGAAAGGAUUUUUAG
Messenger RNA from Cetraspora pellucida, 789 nucleotides. NCBI's taxonomy places the organism in Eukaryota, Fungi, Glomeromycota, Glomeromycetes, Diversisporales, Gigasporaceae. The record is from the annotation of a GenBank genome assembly.